AUGGGUGAUCAUAGUGUCCUUUCAGGCUGCCGCGUCGUCCUUUUGGGAGGAAAAAGCCUUUUAGGGCAGGAGACUCAGAGGGCGCGGGCGGGAGACCUAGAGGGCGCGGGCAGGAGGCUCAGAGGGCGCGGGCGGGAGACUCAGAGGGCGCGGGCAGGAGACUCAGAGGGCGCGGGCAGGAGGCUCAGAGGGCGCGGGCGGGAGGCUCAGAGGGCGCGGGCGGGAGGCUCAGAGGGCGCGGGCAGGAGGCUGAGCGGGCGCGGGCAGGAGACUCAGAGGGCGCGGGCAGGAGACUCAGAGGGCGCGGGCGGGAGACCUAGAGGGCGCGGGCGGGAGACUCAGAGGGCGCGGGCAGGAGACUCAGAGGGCGCGGGCAGGAGGAGACUCAGAGGGCGCGGGCAGGAGACUCAGAGGGCGCGGGCGGGAGACCUAGAGGGCGCGGGCGGGAGACUCAGAGGGCGCGGGCAGGAGACUCAGAGGGCGCGGGCAGGAGACUCAGAGGGCGCGGGCAGGAGACUCAGAGGGCGCGGGCAGGAGGCUGAGCGGGCGCGGGCAGGAGACUCAGAGGGCGCGGGCAGGAGGCUCAGUGGGCGCGGGCGGGAGACUCAGAGGGCGCGGGCAGGAGACUCAGAGGGCGCGGGCAGGAGGCUGAGCGGGCGCGGGCAGGAGACUCAGAGGGCGCGGGCAGGAGGCUGA
Messenger RNA from Penaeus indicus, 696 nucleotides. Its product is annotated as octapeptide-repeat protein T2-like. The transcript has 2 exons. Bases 1 to 696 code for a protein of 231 amino acids. NCBI's taxonomy places the organism in Eukaryota, Metazoa, Arthropoda, Malacostraca, Decapoda, Penaeidae. The record is from RefSeq and is a predicted model, not a curated record.